AUCAAUGCCUCAUCUCGACAUUCUCUAUCAACAAACACUACUUCCGAUAAUUUAAACGUCUCAUUUCAUUAAGCGAUAUGACUACCCUCAAGCCCGGUGACAGCUUCCCCAGCGAUGUCGUCUUCUCCUACAUCCCCUAUACUGAGGAGUCUGGCGACAUCACUUCCUGUGGUAUUCCCGUCAACUACAAUGCCUCCAAGGAGUGGGCAGACAAGAAGGUCGUUCUCUUCUCUGUGCCUGGUGAGUGCAAUGAUGCUCUGUUUAUUGGUCAACACGUCUGUCUCAUUAUUCUUUCCAAAUCUUCUAGGCGCCUUCACUCCCACUUGCUCCGUGAGCCACUUGCCCGGAUACAUCAAGAACCUGCCUCAACUCAAAGCAAAGGGAGUCGACGUUGUUGCUGUCCUGGCCUUCAAUGAUCCCUUCGUGAUGAGCGCUUGGGGAAAGGCUAACAAGAUUACCGACGACUCAAUUCUCUUCUUGUCAGACCCCGACGCGAAGUUUUCCAAGAGCAUAGGCUGGGCGGACCCUGCCUCUGGACGCACUGGCCGUUAUGCCCUGGUCAUUGACCAUGGUAAGGUCACUUACGCUGAUAUUGAAACCGAGCGAGGUUCCCUCAAGAAAUCCGGUGCCGAAACUGUUCUUGCAUCUUUGUAGAUAUUUACAAAUGAGACGUAGCCCUGGUAGAACUUAGUAGAGCCGAGUUAGUUUCAUAUCUUCAUCUGAGAUCAUCUAGGUAGAAUGACACGAUUCUGCAGACAUUUUGUUUUGACCAAAGAUUGAAAAUUAAGAUUCGGAAGAAUGCAUACUUUGAACUUAAGUGUUCAUGUGUGGCCCG
This is a messenger RNA of Talaromyces stipitatus ATCC 10500, 835 nucleotides long. RefSeq names its product allergen, putative. Gene Ontology annotation, molecular function: thioredoxin peroxidase activity. The coding region runs from base 115 to 654 and encodes 179 amino acids. The transcript is spliced from 4 exons. Lineage: Eukaryota; Fungi; Ascomycota; Eurotiomycetes; Eurotiales; Trichocomaceae. Gene Ontology annotation, cellular component: peroxisome; cytoplasm; mitochondrion. Gene Ontology annotation, biological process: cell redox homeostasis; cellular response to oxidative stress; hydrogen peroxide catabolic process. The record is from RefSeq and is a predicted model, not a curated record.